Molecule: messenger RNA, 2541 nt
Organism: Trichomycterus rosablanca
Lineage: Eukaryota; Metazoa; Chordata; Actinopteri; Siluriformes; Trichomycteridae
Gene: gcfc2
Product: GC-rich sequence DNA-binding factor 2
Exons: 18
Coding region: 8-2476 (822 amino acids)
Biological process (GO): mRNA splicing, via spliceosome
Cellular component (GO): nucleus
Molecular function (GO): DNA binding
Source: RefSeq, a predicted model, not a curated record
CAGCAGCAUGUUUAAAAAGAAAGCGAGGAGGAAUUUUCGGCAGCGGAAAGAUGAAUCGAGUGAUGAAGAUGAGCAUGAGGAAGCCAGUGAUGAGAUAAAGCCAUCAGAGAGUUCAGUACAGAGCAGUAAACAGGUUCAAGUAGCGAGGAGAGGAAUAACAUGCAGCUCUAAACCUAACAGUAACAGCAGUACUCCACCACACAGAGUCAGUACUGAAUACACUGCUACUGACUGUACACCUGAUCCAUUUAAAACUACUGACAAUCCAGAACCAGCCAAGAGGAACCACCUCAGCUUCCUACACGAGAGAGAGGGUGCAGAUGAAUGUGACUUCAAACUGAAAAGGUCUGAAAACAAAGCUGUGGUUUUCCAGGCUCGUAAAAAGGAACAAUCACCGGUCAAAUUAAAUCUUCUUCAGCAAGAUGCAAAAGACGUGGAUCUGAAGGAAGAAUCUGAGAGCAGUUCAGCUGAGGACCUGCCCCCAGACAGCAACGAUGAAACAAACUCUACCACGUCCAGCUCUUUUACUUCUUCCAGCUCUUCUAAAACUCAAAAAGUUACCAUUCCCAAUGCUGAAAAGAUCCGUGCAGCUAAGGCACAGAGGAGGAAAGCGAGAGCACGGCGUGAAUACAUUCCCUUGGAUGAAGAUCAGGAAAAUGAGUCAGGGAUCGAAGACAGACAGCAGGAUGAGAGCGAUGAGGAUCAGGGCAGCGAUGAUGGGCCUGAUGAUCAUGAACGCAGGAUUGACUUUGCACCUAAACCUAAAACGAUUAGGGAGCGGAUGGCUGAGAAAAUGGGUAUUAGUGGAAGUGAGGGCAGCUGCUCAGAUAGCCAAGAGGAGGAGGACCAGCACCUCUGGGAGGAGCAGCAGAUAGGAAAAGGAGUAAAAAGGCCCCAGAAACCAAGCAAAGAGCAUGUGAGACCUCGCAGACAGAAAAAAAUGGUUGACAUCCCUGAAACACUGCCACCGAUCAACAUCAGUGUUAUUAAAAAAAGGAUCACUGGAAAGCUGGAGUCUCUAAAAGAGGUGCACAGAGCACGGGAAGCUGAGCUUAGAAGGAUGCAAUCGGACAUGGAGAGUGCCAAGAGCUCACUGGAGAGUCUGGAGAAUCACCCCGCUGCUGAGCAGCUCCACUUUUACCGCAGCAUGAGUGUCUUUACUCAAAACCUGCUGGAUUGCCUAUCGGAAAAGAUGCCAUUGAUAAACUCAGUGGAGAUGGACAUGCACAGUCUGUAUAUUGACCAGGCAGAGGCACUGUUGUCUCAAAGGCGAGAAGCAGUGCAGCAGCAGUCUACAAACCUCCAACACCUGACAUAUGGCACUAAUCAACAGAAAAAUGGGGAUGCAAUGAAGACCAGCUCAACGAACAACAGUGAGCCUUUCGAGGAAGAUUAUGGGAGUGUUCCAGCUGACUUGAAACCAACUGAUGACCAGAAGGCAGAACUGCUGACUAAAAGAGCUGACAUACUACAGAAAUGUCAGGGAAUUUUCUCUGAUGUUCAAGAGGACUUCUCCAGUGUAAAAAAAAUCCUAUCCAGGUUUGAUGAGUGGCGAGUUUCAUUUCCAGAAUCUUACACUAAUGCCUACAUCAGUCUGUGCCUUCCUAAAAUCCUGGCUCCUCUAAUACGACACCAGCUUAUAGGCUGGAAUUCUCUCUCGGCAGAGGGUGAAGAUUUUGAGGCACUGCCAUGGUACUCUGCAGCCGAGAAGUUCUGUCAUGGCCAUGGUUAUGAGGAAUCCGAGAAUGUUGAUAAAACAACACUGCCUGCUAUAAUAGAGAAGACUGUUCUGCCCAAAAUACAAGGAUUUGUGGAGCUUGUAUGGGAUCCCUUAUCUUUUCACCAGUCUCAGUGUCUCACAGCUCUUUGCAAGAGGAUACAGGAGGAUUACUCUGUUUUUAAUGGGGAACAAAGCAAACCUGUGAAGGCAUUUGUGGAAGCUGUUAUCCAGAGACUCAGGAGUGGUGUGGAUAAUGACGUGUUCAUCCCACUUUAUCCAAAAAUUUACUUGGAUGAUAAGACAUCCCCACAGUUCCAGUUUCAGAAUGUUCAGUUUUGGAGUGCUGUUAAGUUGCUCGGAAACAUGGCAUUAUGGGAUGGCUUAUUAUCUGAAGACUUUCUGAAGGAGUUGAUGCUGGACAAACUUCUGAAUCGUUACUUAAUGAUGACUCUUCUCAAUGAGUCUGAUCCGAGCCAUGUCAUACACAAAUGCAAAAAGGUAGCUGAUUGUUUUCCAAAAUCCUGGUUUGAGGAUGUGAGAAAUGCGACUCUGUCUCAACUGCAAAACUUCAGCAAGCACCUUUCACAGACUGUUGAUUUGUUAGGGAAAGGAUCCAACAACAAGCAUUCAGCCAGCUUUAGGGCUGUUUUAUCUGAUGUGAUGAAGAUUCUUAGGAACAUCAAGGCACAUGAGAUGGCAGAGCUUAUAGCAGAAAAGUAUAACUGUCAGGAUUUGCUGCAAUCUUUAAAUGAGUAAUGUUAUGUAAACAGUGUAGCAAAAGAUUUUAUACACAAGAAAUAAAUGCAUUUUUCAUGGUUUAA